AAAGUCUGCCUGUAUAGAAAGGUACUUCCAGCAGCUGCAUCCACUGCUCUGUGCUGGGACCAUGGAGCUUCCCCUGCUGUGCACACUGCUGGUGUUUGCUGGUGUGAUUCCAACCCAGGGCGGGAUCUUGAACCUGAACACGAUGAUCAAACAGAUGACCAGGAUGACACCCCUCAUCUCCUACUGGUCCUAUGGCUGUCACUGUGGACCUGGGGGCAAAGGUCAACCCAAAGAUGCCACAGACAGGUGCUGUCAGAACCAUGACUGCUGCUAUGCUCACCUGAGGCAGCACCAGUGCCGUGUCCACACAGACCACUACAACUACACCUUCUCCCACGGGGACAUCCAGUGCCCGGACAAGGCGAGCUGGUGCGAGCAGCAGCUGUGCGCCUGUGACAAGACGGUGGCCCUCUGCCUGAAGCAGAACCUGGAGACCUAUCAGAAGCACCUGCGUUACUACUGGCGUCCCCGCUGCAAAGGCCAGACCCCCACGUGCUAGGAGUAGCCCAGCCUGCUGCCCUGCACUCCCUCCUCCGUUCCUCAGCAUCUCCGGCUCUGGAACUCCACCCCUGCCCCAGCGUCAGACCCCCCCUCCACUGGCCUGGGAGGGUCUCAACCACGCCUCACCCUCCUUCUUGUUCUUGGACCUUCCAAAUCUUUCCGGCUGAGGCAGACGCUCCUUCUGAGCAUGGAUUAAGAUCUGAGAAGAAGCCAAGUCCAGGAAGCCUCCUAGGGAUGGUGUUUGGGCUGAAGAUGCAGGUGUUAGGGGUGGGGACUUGGGGGCCCUGGUGUGGCGGGUCCUCCCUGCCACUGCCACUGCCACUUGACAGCCUGAGUCUCCCCCUGUCCAACACACUGUCCAAGCUGCAGCUGGGAUGGCCUCUCUGAAGGGCAAUGCUGAUCCUUCUGUCCACAUGGCUCUACUUCUUAAAAUCCAAAGCCCCCCACUGCCCCCGCCCCAGGGAGGACCUCUCACAGAGUUUGGGACCCGCAUUGUCCACCACUAUGUCGCUCUCCCAAACUAGGCUGGGCGGUCCUUGUGGGAAGCACCCAUGACCAUUUUGGACUUGUUGCAUCUGUGCACCCAAAGUCGUACCCAGGAUCCAGAAGGAACUCCAUGAAUCCCUCUGGAGCUAAAGGCCAGAUGAAGCUGCCUGGUCCUCUUGCUCCAGACUCAGGUCCGCACGCACACCUGGUGUGUCCUCUCCUGCUUCCAGGAGCUUUCUCAGGCUGGAACUUUGGCGGAGCUCUCCUCCUGCCAUCCCCAGGUGACCAAGCCCCACCGAGGCUCCUCAGGGUCCCAGGGCCACUUGCAACAGAAGCCUCCCCUGGCUAACUCCUCCUUGGCUCUGAGGGCUUGUUCUGUCCUCCAAACCCACAUAGCACUUUAUGGGUCUGUAAUCUACCAGGUUUGAUCUUAAGUGGAAUAUAACAUCUGGCCUUUUCUGAUCCCCUCCCACUGGACUAGAGCUCCUGGAGGACAGGGGCUUUGUCUCUCAUCUUUGUUUCCUCUGCUCCCUGAAAUAGCAAAUGGGCUCGAUUAAUGCUCAUAGACAAAUGAGCCCAUGAUGGAUGGAUGGAGGUUGUGGUAGAUGCUGCUGGUACCCCACCCAGAUCCACACCUGGCCCUUUCCCCAACAUCCCCAGAUGUUUGGCUGCUGUG
Messenger RNA from Lontra canadensis (Northern American river otter), 1663 nucleotides. RefSeq names its product phospholipase A2 group IID (gene PLA2G2D). Lineage: Eukaryota; Metazoa; Chordata; Mammalia; Carnivora; Mustelidae. The record is from RefSeq and is a predicted model, not a curated record. Gene Ontology annotation, molecular function: phospholipid binding; calcium ion binding. The transcript has 4 exons. Gene Ontology annotation, biological process: arachidonate secretion; lipid catabolic process; phospholipid metabolic process. The coding region runs from base 62 to 499 and encodes 145 amino acids.